UCCUUCUCACCACCCUCAACCUCAACCGACAUAUCUUCCACCCCCACAACCGCGUCUAACUGGUGGACAAAUUUUCCAUGAAAUGAUGUUGCGUCAUGGGGUGAAAAAAGUAUUCGGAUAUCCUGGAGGCGCAAUUCUUCCGGUGUUUGAUGCUAUCUAUAAUUCAACACACUUUGAUUUCAUUUUGCCAAGACACGAGCAAGGUGCCGGCCAUAUGGCUGAAGGCUACGCGAGAGCCAGUGGUAAACCUGGUAUUGUACUUGUUACUUCUGGGCCCGGCGCAACAAAUGCCAUAACACCCAUGCAAGACGCUCUAUCAGAUGGUACACCUCUAAUUGUGUUUUGUGGUCAAGUACCUACUUCUUCUAUUGGAACUGAUGCGUUUCAAGAAGCUGAUGUUUGGAAUGUAAUGGUAAAAGAUGUUGCAGAUCUUCCGCGUCGUAUAACUGAGGCUUUCGAGAUCGCCACUACUGGUCGUCCGGGUCCAGUACUUGUAGACCUUCCCAAGGAUGUGACUGCUUCAAUACUUAAAAAACCUAUUCCAACUCAAUAUACACUUCCGUUUCGUGCAUUCAGUGAUGCUCCUGCCUUGGCAUCUUCUGUAACAAAUAGUCAUGUUAUUCGUCAUGCUGCUGAAUUAAUUAACAAUGCUAAACGACCAAUUAUAUAUGCGGGUCAAGGUGUUCUUGCGACAUCAGAAGGACCAGCGCGCAUGAGAGAAUUGGCCGCUCGUGGUAACAUUCCGGUGACGACUACUUUACAAGGUCUUGGCGGAUUUGAUGAAUUGGAUCCUCUCAGUUUACAUAUGUUAGGUAUGCAUGGUUCAGCCUACGCUAAUUUGGCAAUGCAAAACGCAGACGUUAUUAUUGGUCUAGGUUCGAGAUUUGAUGAUCGUGUGACUGGUCAUCUGGAUC
Molecule: messenger RNA, 914 nt
Organism: Dentiscutata heterogama
Lineage: Eukaryota; Fungi; Glomeromycota; Glomeromycetes; Diversisporales; Gigasporaceae
Source: the annotation of a GenBank genome assembly